Cyprinodon tularosa is the source of this 3340-nucleotide messenger RNA. Its product is annotated as inhibitor of nuclear factor kappa-B kinase subunit alpha-like. The record is from RefSeq and is a predicted model, not a curated record. The transcript is spliced from 22 exons. NCBI's taxonomy places the organism in Eukaryota, Metazoa, Chordata, Actinopteri, Cyprinodontiformes, Cyprinodontidae. Gene Ontology annotation, cellular component: cytoplasm; IkappaB kinase complex. Gene Ontology annotation, biological process: tumor necrosis factor-mediated signaling pathway; positive regulation of transcription by RNA polymerase II; peptidyl-serine phosphorylation. Bases 176 to 2467 code for a protein of 763 amino acids. Gene Ontology annotation, molecular function: IkappaB kinase activity; ATP binding.
UGAACGCACCACGGGUUGGUUUUCUUGUAGUACAGCCGUAUGAAGGUCUGUGUUGGGAAAGUCCACAAUCAGAGCGCUGUGUUGCUGCUGCCACCUAAAAACAGACAGAUAUAUAAAACUAUUCUCCCAACGGACCCAUGACACUUUCCUAGGAAGGCGAGCACUCCUUUCAACAAUGGAGAAGGCUCCCUUCAGGCAGACCCAGACCUUCGGGGACUGGGAGCUGAAGGAAAGGUUGGGUAUAGGAGGCUUUGCCCAUGUUUACCUCCUCCAGAACUGCCAAUCAAAGGAAAAAAUAGCAGUGAAAAUGUGUCGUCUGGACCUCACACCAAGGAACAGGGACAGAUGGUGCAGAGAAAUACAGAUCAUGAAAAAGCUGGAGCAUGUUAAUGUCGUGACUGCAAAGGAGGUCCCAGAGGAAAUUAAGACGAUUGCCUUAAAUGAUCUUCCGCUCCUGGCCAUGGAGUACUGCUCCAGGGGAGACCUGAGAAACGUGCUGAGUAAGCCUGAAAACUGCUGCGGUCUGAGAGAAAGUGAAGUGCUUUCUUUGCUCCAUGAUGUUGGAAAUGGCAUUCAGUAUCUGCACGAACACAAGAUCAUACACAGGGACCUUAAACCUGAAAACAUAGUGCUCCAAGACUGCAACGGAAAGGUGAUUCAUAAAAUCAUUGACUUGGGUUACGCCAAAGAUCUGGACCAGGGCAGUCUGUGCACUUCGUUUGUGGGAACUCUUCAAUAUCUGGCUCCUGAGCUGUUUGACAACAAGCCAUACACAGUUGCUGUAGACUACUGGAGCUUUGGCACCAUGGUUUUCGAAUGCUGCUGUGGUUUCCGUCCUUUUCUGCACAACUGGCAACCUGUGCAGUGGGCUGGCAUAGUGAAAAAUAAAGGUCCAAAAGACAUAAUGGCAGUGGAGGAUUCAAAUGGGGAAGUCAAGUUCUCAACACAUCUGGCACAUCCAAACAAUCUCAGCAGGACUUUGGUGGAACCGCUGGAAAACGUCCUGCAGUUUAUGCUGAAGUGGAAUCAAGAGCAGAGAGGAGGCCCAGUUCAGCGGCUCACAAAGAAACCCAUGUGCUUUGAGAUGCUUGACGAGUUACUGAAUAUGAAUGUCGUCCACAUCCUAAACAUGACCACAGCUCAGGUCCUUUCCUUCAAACUAAGUCCAGAUGAGAGUCUUCAUAGUCUGCAGCUGCGCAUUGAGGCUGAAACCAAGAUUGAAGUUGUGAAUCAGGAGCUGCUGCAGGAGACGGGCGUCUCUCUGGACCCCAGGAAGCCCGCUAACCAGUGUGUCCCGUUGGAUGGCAUGAGAGGCUGGGAUGAGUAUAUUGUUUACUUGUUUGACAAGAGCAUCACCAACUACUCUGGUCGCUUGAAUGCCAGACUCCUUCCUGAGCGAGUCAACAACAUCGUACAAGAUUCGAAAAAGCCGUUACCUCUGAUGGAGUUAAAGAAAGUUUGGGGGGAAGCAGUGAACUACAUCUGUGGUCUAAAGGACGACUACAGCAGACUCUUCCAAGGCCAGAGAGCUGCCAUGCUGAGCCUCCUGCGCUUCAACACCAACCUGACCAGGUAUAAGAACAGCAUGUUCGGCUUCUCUCAGCAGCUCAGAGCCAAGCUGGAUUUCUUUAAGAGUAGCAUCCAGUAUGACCUGGAGAAAUACAGCGACCAGAUGCACUAUGGGAUAUCUUCUGAAAAGAUGCUGAAAGCCUGGCAGGAAAAUGAAGAAAGAGCUGCUACCUUUGCACAGGUGGCAGAAGUGAGCCAUUUGGAGGACGAGAUCAUGGCUCUGCACUCUGAGAUUGUGGAGCUCCAGAGGAGCCCGUAUGCUCGGCGACAAGGAGACAAGAUGGAGCUGCUAGAAGGGAAGGCAAUCGAGCUCUACGUGCAGCUGAAGAGGACAUGCAAAGCUGCUGACUCCGAUGGCACCGGCGACAGCUCUGAAAUGGUGAAGGCAAUCAUCCAGACGGUUCAGAACCAAGACAAGGUUCUCAAAGAUCUGUACACCCACCUGAGCAAAAUCCUGAAUAGCAAACAGAAGAUCAUUGACCUUUUUCCACGGAUAGAGAAAACCCUGGAGAACAUCAAAGACGCUGACAACACAGUGAUGCAAAUGCAGAUCAAGAGACAGAAAGAGUUCUGGCAUUUACUCAAGAUUGCCUGUGCCCAGAACUCUUCUCGGAACUCCAUGGCAGCCAGUCCAGAGUCCUCCCAUCUGCUGCAGGUUUCUCCAUGGUCCCAAUCCGCUCAGCCUGUCAGCUCCCCUCAUCCCCUGACGUCGCUGCCUGGACGUAAUGACAGCAGCGCUGCUCCACGUCUGCUGCAGGAGAACCAGAAGUACCUCAGUCAGCUGACCAAUCUGAUGCAGGAGGCCACGGACGAACAAGCAAAGAGCAUAGUGGAGCAAGACUGGAGCUGGACAAAAUACGAAACGUUAACGACAAAACUAAAAAAGCAAAACGCAUAAAUCCCUGCCUUCCUCCUCCUUUCCCUCCGGUGCUCAGAGUGACACUAAGGGCAGUCGGCUCGGUGGAAUGACAUCAUGCAGCGUGCAGCCUUAUGUGGUGUCCGUCUUCUCCUAUCAUCCCACACGGUGGAAGGUUGGCUAAAUAAAUAACCCUGUUUUUAUACCAGAGAUUAAAGCUGCGUCUCCACUCCUUUCCAUCGUGCUGCGCAAUUUCCCGUGGCAGAUCUCAUCGUCCUGCGGGGGUGGUAUCUCUGAGCUAACUGUAGCGCCGGAGGAAACGUGGGAAACCUUGUGGCACGGGGGAAAUAAAAACAGGAAAUGUUCUGGGUGGAGAUCUGGGGGGAGGGAUGGAAGAGGAGAUGAAAGCACUUUGAUACUCCCAUGUAGCCUCUGUGAAGACGAUCUGCUGAAGCAGCGUCAGAAUUCACAGAAACAAAAAAACAGAAACCGUUAAUCACUCACCAUCGGUUUUGGAUAUUUUACUAUUGAUGUUUUCGGGGGUUUACGUUACGUGUCUGUUUUUGAAGCUAGUGUAUUCAAUCAUAAGAAAAGGUGUUUUCUGUCAUGUGUGCCUCAUACAUGGCUGGCCAUCAUCGUGUUCAUACAUUGUCUAUACUGUAAAUGUCUUUUAACUAUGAUAGAGGCGGGGCUUUUUGGAGCGGAGGUUCUCUGCUGCAUUCAUGUCAAAAUCUCACAGAAAUUCUUUAAUUGAACAUUUAUUUUCCUUCUUUAUUUUGUAAAGACCCAUCCUACAGCCUGGAUUUAUUACUGGCAUGCAGAUAUUAUAACCAUGCUGUCCUUAAACCUAACCUUGUAUUCAGUGGAGUGAAAGUGGCCACAUUCCUACGGUAGGACAUAAAUUACAGCUGACUG